AAUUGUGUCUAUCUCAUCUGAUGUUGGUUUUAUUGCUGGUUGCAAUCAUCCGCAUUAUUAAUCAAUAUUAUACAACAAUUAUCAUUAAUUUCAUCACCUUGUGUUCGACCAACGUGGGCAACUUCUUAUUUGCCUAUUAGGCGACACCUGUUUGAGUUGUCGGAAACAAAAUAAUUCAACGUUAUACAACGGCAGAAAUAUUCUUAGCAUUUUUGAUUUGCAGUGCUGGAUUGUUUUGUUUAGUUGGCAACUUGACGUGUUAUUGCGAAUAGCACUCAACGAAAGAAGCUAACAAUAAGUAGCGGACGCGCUUCCACAUACAGAUGAUAUCCUGGAUUAAUCCAAUAGUUAGGAAAAGUGGAACGAACACAUCUCGAUGUAAAUUGGGUGGAGCAUGAGAAGUGACAUGAUCCGACGCAGAAUCCAUCCCGGUUCGCGAACAACUUUUAUCCCGAGGCCUUGAAAAAUUUUUGUAAUGUUGAAAACCACUCGAAAUGUUACAGAAAGUGAAGUUUACAACUUUCACACUGAAAAAGUGUGCCAUUGCACCUAUCGGGCGAUCUUGUGUCCGAAACGUUGGGGCGAUCGUUUUCGAUGACAACAUCAUUUGAAAUUCUGAUUUGAACAAUGCCGUCGAACGUGUUCUUUAAAUGAAGUCAAUUCAUAUGGGCCGAACAACAACGUCCAUACAGUCGGAUCCGAGCAAAUUACAUGUGCUCAUAACAUUGUGCUAUUGUUUCAAAAUGUAAGCAAAUACGAUGAUAGGUACAUUCGAAGGCAUAACGUAAAAAUCGUAAUGACAGUUUAAUGGCGAUGGGCUUGUUACUGUGGUUUAUGAUUAACGUGUGAAUGACAAUCCUGAUUGACGAACAUUUCCAUAAUUUGUUCAUUUCGUUUGAUGGUAUCCGUUUCAAAACGCAAAAGUUUAUGAAGUAGCCCACUUUUGUGCAUUUGUUUUGAGAAGCUGUGUCACUCAUGCAUUCAUUUGCACAGUCAAGAUGAUACAAUCAUUAUUCUUUAUCGGGAUAACAUAAUUUUUAUGGCCAUCCGCCAUAAGUGGCUACUGUAAGAUGCCGGGAAUAAUAUGGUACCAUCUGCUUGCUCUAGCAGGAAUAUUUUAUGCUAGCAUAAAAUGCACUGGUGCCGCAGAUGACAACGAACUUAUCCGAACCAUAUUUUCGCAAAGGCUUGACUCGGCGCAGCGUCAGAUUCCGGUGACCUUCUGUCGACCGGAUAUCAGUCCUAAUCUGACGAAGGCGGGCUUUUGCUGCUCCAUGGAUGAUUUGGAUCUUCUGUGCUCCACGCUAGAAAUCAGUACGGCGUUAAAGCCGUGUGCUGCGUAUCUUGGGAAUUUUUGCUGCUAUCGGAGUAUAUCGCAAGGCAACAGUUUUACCUCAGGUUCAUCCGUUCCGGUGGUUCCCUCGUCGACCGAGACAAUUCCAACGGCACCGUCAGCGGCACCGGCAACCAGUCAAGCAACGGCCGCCCCUACAAACCCUGUAAGCAUAUCAACCAGAUCCACGACGACAUCUACCACCACAACAACAAGCACCACGCCGACAACAACGACAACAACCUCCACCACCACCACCACAACGACAGCAGCCGCCACAGCACCACCCACGACACUCUCCAGCGGCGGUACAACGACAACGACACCACUCAAUCUGGUUGUCGGUCCCAAUGAUCCCAACUUGCUGGACACGUCCAAACCGGAAGUUCAACAGCUCAUCUUAGAUUUGCAUAAUCAAGUCAGGCGUAGUCAAAAGGCGGCUAACAUGCUGAAAAUGCAGUGGGAUCCGGUAGCGGCGUCUGUCGCGCAGGACUGGGCCAAUCGCUGUGUGGCGCAGCACGGACCGUCUGUCCGCAACGGCACAAUUUUUAGCGGGUGCGGUCAGAAUAUUGCCAACGGAAAUGGCAUUCAAAGCUGGAACUUUAGUGUUCAGAUUUGGGGACCGAACGAGCAAAAAUUGUUCACUUUUGGCAUGGACCCGUGUCCCAACGAUUUCUAUGAAGUAGUAGGACAUUAUACUCAAAUGGUAUGGUAUCGAACGUGGAUGGUUGGAUGUGGAUUUGCAGCCUGUCCGAAUCCAGUGGGAAAUUUCUUCGUAUGCAACUACUGUCCAGCGGGUAAUGUCGGUGCGGUAUGCACCCCUUAUCUGCCUGGAACACCUGAAAAUGGAGGUGUCUGUGGGAAAUGUGGAGGCAUAAACGAUCCAAAAUGUGAUAACGGAUUAUGCACAACACCUUGCUCAUUCACAAAUCAGUUUAGCAACUGUGAUUCUCCCGAUCCAAGCAAUCCCGCACUCUUCCCUGCACUGAUCCCCGACACUUCCGCCUGCUCCAACACAAACGAUCAAUUUGUAAAAGCUUGUGCUGCAUCUUGCAACUGCCGCCCAAACAACCUUAUUUAUUAGAGAAACUGAAAUUGUUAUAUUUUGUUAUAAAAACGUCUUUUUUCUAGUUCCUGCGAUGUAUCAACAAAAGCGUCGAAAUGCGUGUUUGACUGAUGUAUAAACAAUAUUUUGGAACUCACAAUGUAUAUUUUGUACAGAUAAUUAUAAA
Molecule: messenger RNA, 2565 nt
Organism: Paramacrobiotus metropolitanus
Lineage: Eukaryota; Metazoa; Tardigrada; Eutardigrada; Parachela; Macrobiotidae
Exons: 8
Coding region: 1071-2417 (448 amino acids)
Cellular component (GO): extracellular region
Source: RefSeq, a predicted model, not a curated record